Messenger RNA from Fonsecaea nubica, 819 nucleotides. RefSeq lists its product as hypothetical. The transcript has a single exon. NCBI's taxonomy places the organism in Eukaryota, Fungi, Ascomycota, Eurotiomycetes, Chaetothyriales, Herpotrichiellaceae. The record is from RefSeq and is a predicted model, not a curated record. The coding region runs from base 1 to 819 and encodes 272 amino acids.
AUGCCUUUCGCGACCAUCAAUGGCCACUCACUCCACUACACAGACAUAGCCCCAGCAUCGUCGUCGUCGUCGCAGUCAUCGUCACCACCCACUCUCAUCUUCGUGCACGGCCUCGGCUCGACGCAGAACUACUACUUCCCCAUCUUCCCCUUCCUGACCUCGUACCGAUGCAUCAUCUUCGACAACUACGGCGCCGGACGCUCGACCUUUGGGCCGGGGACGGAGACCUCGAUCCCCUCCAUCGCCAGCGACGUGCUCGGCCUUCUCACCCACCUCGGCGUCGACCGAGCCAUCGUCCUGGGCUACUCCAUGGGCGGCAUGGUCCCGACGUAUCUGGCAUCCACGUCGCCCGACCGCGUCGUGGCCGGAAUCUGCAUCGGGCCCGUCCACCCGAGCGAGGCUGUGGCCAACGUCUUCAAGCAGCGCAUCCCCACCGUCCAGUCCCAGGGCAUGGAGUCCAUGGCCAACACCAUCCCCAACGCCGCCACGGGACCCGGGGCCACGGCUCUCCAGAAAGCCCUCAUCCGGGAAAUGCUCCUCUCCCAAUCUCCAGAGGGAUACUGCGCAAACUGCCGUGCCAUCGAACUCGCCGCUCCCCCCGAGUACGCCAAGGUAAAGUGCCCGAUGCUGGUUAUCGCAGGUGACCAGGACAAGUCCGCCCCACUGGCUGGCUGUGAGAUGAUUUUCAAGGAACUGGGCACGACCGCGGAGAAGAAGAAGUUGGUCGUGUUAAAAGGGAUCGGGCACUGGCACUGCGUCGAGGCACCGGACGAGGUUGGCCGGUACGUGAGGCAGUUUGUCGAGCAACUACAAGUAUAA